AUGGAACCGGCGCAAGACCCCCCCCCUCCCACAAAAUCGAAUCUACGCUUCACGCUCGAGCUGGAAUUUGUGUCGUCUUUGGCCAAUCCCUACUACCUCUCCUACCUGGCCGUCACUUACCCAAAUCUUCUCGGCGUUGCCCAAGGCGAUGACGACGACAAUUCCACCUCAGCGCCGGAUGCACAAGCAUUUGCCGCCUACUUGGCCUAUCUCUACUCAUACUGGAAGACCCCCGAGUACGCUCAAUUCCUCACUCAUCCGGGUCCAACCUUGCGCGCCUUGCGGCUGCUUCAAGAAGAUCGAUUUCGUCGCGACAUCAUUCUGCCUCAUGUCAUUGAGAGUCUGGCUGGGAAUGUGCAGACGGACAAUGCGCCAAAGGAGGACGAAAGCGAGGACAAGGGAGAAGAUGGAAAUGGGACACACACAUGA
Penicillium oxalicum is the source of this 429-nucleotide messenger RNA. Its product is annotated as mediator of RNA polymerase II transcription subunit 31. NCBI's taxonomy places the organism in Eukaryota, Fungi, Ascomycota, Eurotiomycetes, Eurotiales, Aspergillaceae. Gene Ontology annotation, cellular component: core mediator complex; mediator complex. Gene Ontology annotation, molecular function: transcription coregulator activity. The transcript has a single exon. The record is from RefSeq and is a predicted model, not a curated record. The coding region runs from base 1 to 429 and encodes 142 amino acids. Gene Ontology annotation, biological process: regulation of transcription by RNA polymerase II.